Lampris incognitus (smalleye Pacific opah) is the source of this 1777-nucleotide messenger RNA. RefSeq names its product zinc finger, CCHC domain containing 10 (gene zcchc10). The coding region runs from base 2 to 499 and encodes 165 amino acids. Gene Ontology annotation, molecular function: zinc ion binding; nucleic acid binding. The record is from RefSeq and is a predicted model, not a curated record. Lineage: Eukaryota; Metazoa; Chordata; Actinopteri; Lampriformes; Lampridae. The transcript has 4 exons.
CAUGGCGACUCCCAUGCAUAGAAUUAUAGCUCGAAGACAGGCGGAGGCAAACAAACAACAUGUGCGGUGCCAAAAGUGUUUGGAAUUCGGACACUGGACCUACGAAUGCACAGGAAAGCGGAAAUAUCUUCACAGACCGACGAGAACAACCGAGAUGAAGAAGAAACUUAAAGAAGAUGAGAAUAAGCAGAACAACAGUGUCCCUGGACCAGAAAGAGAAGGCCCCAUUGAAAAGAAAACCAAAAAGAAGUCUAAAGACUCCAGUGACAGUAGCAGUGAUUCAGACAGCUCUUCUGAUGACUCAUCAUCUGACAGCAGCGAUUCUUCUAGCUCCUCUUCGAAUGAUAGCGACAGCAGCAGCGACAGUGAUGACAGCUCUUCCUCCUCUUCGGUCUCCUCAUCAUCAUCAUCAUCAUCAUCAGACAGCUCCGACUCUGACUCAGGAAGUAGCAGUGAAUCAGAUCAUGGGCCACCGAAAAAGAAGAAAAAGAAGAAAUAGAAAAGGAGAAGUAACUGGCUCUCUUCACAUUGUUGUGUUUUCUUUUUCUUCUAUCCCUCUAUCAGUUCAAUUUCAGUCCUACACGUUGCAAUGGCAAAACUUAUUUUGUGUUCCUUUUUUCUCUCCCCUAUACCAAUAUACUUAAAUCCAUCACAGUGAUGAGGACCAGAAUGGAUGUGACAGGUCUGAGGUUGUAAACACAGUGGUGCCUACUACUUUGGCAGAGACAAUGAGCCAGGACUGAUUUCAGUGAGUUUAGAGUUGAAAACAAUGACCACAUUUUUAUGUACCGUUUCUAAACAUUUCUUUCCUCCUACAUGCAUAUUAAUGAGGUACUUCCACAAGUUCAGCAUUCAAAUGAGGAUAUGGAUUUAAAAUAGUAUCUGCAAAAUUAGUUUUUUCAUGUAGUCUUUUGAAUUUGUAUUUGUAGUUAAACUUACACUGUACAGUUCAGUAUGAAAUGAAAGACGAUAUAUCUUGAGUUUAACAUCAAAGGGAAACCUUUAAUGACAUUUGAAUAAAGAAAAAUAAAUAGUUCUGUGAUUUGAAUGUAUUUCAAGUCCGAGCUGUUGCUGCUGCUUGUAUUACUGCAAAAAUUAGGCACUUGGGUCCUGUGUUGUUUGCAAAGCCUUUGGAUAUUUGCUCUGUGUUUUGCACUGAAAGGAAAAAAAUGUUACGUUACAUUUCACUCACUGCAAAAACACUGGAUACUUGAAUUUUAUAAUCCCGAGGAAAUCUUUUCUUUUUAAAGGCUUUAAUCACAUUUUUGUGGUAAUUCUCGAGGGCUCUUUCACUGCCAAACGUGGGUAUGUCCAACCACAAAAUGUCCCUAAAGCAGGAGCAGUUAGUUCAUUUAAAUGAGAAUUCUUAUCGGCUGUGGUUGGGAUUGGUUCAAAUGUGUGAGGGCAUACGCAAAACAAGCAGAAGGCCAAGCCAUAAAUUCCAAAUAUUAAUUAAAAUGGCUGACGAAAUGACAAGUCACGUCAAAAGAUUUGUAUAGCCCAAAAAUCACAGUUUAGUCCCAGCGAGCUUUACAAUCACAUUAAAUUCAGAUUACGUUCUCCAAAAAAGGUAAACAAAAUAACUGUCACUCUUCCUGAACAUUAAACAAGGCACUGGCAGAAUAACAAAUUAUUGUGGUUCACAUGGUAACUUUCAAACUUGGCAGUGCAAGGACUUCUGAGCCUUGUGAUCUGAUAGUUUACAAUCAAGUGGAGACUUCAUUGCCAGCACUCCUCUUUGUUCAACUUGUUGAAGUAUUUCAAUGAAAUAAAAUGA